UUAAAUCAACCGUUCCAAAAAAACGAACCGUAAAUCUGUUCACAAGAAUGGAAGAAGCAAAAGGUGUUUACACUGUACUGAAAAAGUGCAUGGAGGAAAAGAUUAGGAUAAAGGUUUGGACGAGAAACCAAAAAACCAUACGAGGAUAUUGUUUGGCCUACCUUGUAGCUUACGAUAAGUUUUGGAACAUGGUCCUAGAAGAUGUUACCGAAUAUUGGAAUAGACCGAAAAAAAUGAAAGUACCCGCUUUUAAUACCGUUCAUCAAUCAGUGGAAGUUAGGAAAAUAAUGAGAAACCAUGUUCGUCCGCCGAAAGUGAAGGUAUUUCCUCAUGAAUCAGAUAAAAAGCUGGAGAGCUGCGUAAGGCACGUUGAUCAGUUGAUGAUAAGAGGGGAGCAAGUGGUAUUUGUCAGUGUUAUGGAGGAGAGUAGGGAAAAUAACUUGAAAAAAAGUGAUGAAAGUAACAUUCGGAAAAACAUUGAAAAAGGCGAAAAACUUGACAAUCCAGUAGAUAGGAAAAAACUAAUUCAUAAAGACAACAAGAUUCGCGAUACUGGUAUAGUCGUUGAAAUUAGUGAGGAGGAAGUAGUUGAACUGAGUGAUGACGAUAGUUCUACAAGCAGUAAAGGAAAUGAAAAACAAAAAAAUAGUUGAUGAAUAACAGUUUUAGCGUUACAGUCUGUUCACUGAACAAUUGGAGUUGUAAAAAUGCGUGUUCUGUACGCAGUAUCAUUGGUACGCAGUAUUAUUUGUCUCUGCCAUUAAGAUUUUAUUAGGAGUACACGAUAUUGCAAAAGUGACGGCAAUGGUCAAUUCAGUGACAAAAAUUCUUGUUCGUAUAAUCAGCAAGUAUUUGACACGUUUGAGUUUGUAACAUUUUCGACAUAUACCACUGAUUAGAUGUUCUGUCGGAACGCCAAAUAUUUGUCAUGACUGCCAUACCAUGUACUCUCAUCUUGAGAUUUUCACUCGGAUUUUCACUUAUCAGUUUACAAAUCCGCCACAUGUGUUACACGUUUUGCAAGAAACUAUUGUAUAGUGAAACUUGUCGCGUUUUCGUAAACUGUUAAAAUAUUCGAGAGAGAGAGCACGUGAUCACUCCAUUUGUUCGAUGAAACGGAUUACUCUACAAUCUGUGAUAUGAUUUUUUUUGUUUUGUCUGUUUCAAUUCUCAUUUACUGAGCAACUCAAAACUUCAGGAAUGCAAGAACUAUUUGUUAUAAUUUUAUAAUUGUAAUUUUUCAUGAAGAUAAAAAUAAAUCGUAAGAUACA
This is a messenger RNA of Leptinotarsa decemlineata (Colorado potato beetle), 1271 nucleotides long. RefSeq names its product U6 snRNA-associated Sm-like protein LSm11 (gene Lsm11). Gene Ontology annotation, cellular component: U7 snRNP. NCBI's taxonomy places the organism in Eukaryota, Metazoa, Arthropoda, Insecta, Coleoptera, Chrysomelidae. Gene Ontology annotation, biological process: mRNA 3'-end processing by stem-loop binding and cleavage. The record is from RefSeq and is a predicted model, not a curated record. Gene Ontology annotation, molecular function: U7 snRNA binding.